AUGAGAGAUACAAAACGGUCAUUGCUGCAAGCAAUUGCGAGGAUAUUUGAUCCAUUCGGCUUUCUUGCUUCGUUCACUAUCAAGGCAAAGAUCAUUUUCCAGCUGGCAUGGGAGCAAGGCGUCAGGUGCGAUGAUCCAUUGCCGGAUGAAAUUGCUGUUGAAUGGUCACGGUGGAUCAAUGCGGUGCUAGGCAUACUCAAAAUAAGCGUACCGAGAGCUCUGAUGCCCGAAGAAUCGACAUCAGUGUUGUUCGUACACUGCUUCUGUGAUGCAAGCAUUCGUGCUUACGGAACCGUCGUACACCUUCGUACCGAAAGCAACAUUGCCGUGGAGAUGGUGGCGGCCAAAUCGAGGAUCGCCCCUUUGAAGCGCGUUACACUACCGCGAUUAGAGCUCCUAGGUGCGCUAUUGGGGGCACGAUUGACAACGUACGUGGUUCGGGCGCUUCACCUGGAAGAGGAGGUCACGUGUUUCUGGAGCAAUUCCAGUAUUGUUCUCCAUUGGAUAAAAGGAAGUGCCAGUCGUUGGAAACCUUUCGUGGAGAACCGAGUGACAGAAAUUCAGACUCUUUGUGACCCUUCAAGAUGGCACUUCUGCCCUGGACAUGAGAACCCCGCAGAUCUUACAACGCGUGGAGUGCAACCGGAACGACUGAUCAUCGACGAAUUCUCGUGGCGAGGGCCCAAAUGGUUAUCUUCUAGCGAUGAAACGUGGUCAGUACUCGAACAGAGAGCUCCAGAACCUUCCACAGAUGCAGUCGAGGGAGAGAUGAAAGGAGUAUUACAGUGUCUCGCGGCAGCUGAGGCAGUUGCACCACAGAUGUUCCACAUCAGGGACUUCAACAUUCUGGUAACAGUACUUCGGCUAACAGCAUGGAUCAAGCGAUUUGCAGUGAACUGCAGAAGUACGGAAGCAAAGUGA
This is a messenger RNA of Ornithodoros turicata, 921 nucleotides long. RefSeq lists its product as uncharacterized. The record is from RefSeq and is a predicted model, not a curated record. NCBI's taxonomy places the organism in Eukaryota, Metazoa, Arthropoda, Arachnida, Ixodida, Argasidae. The transcript has a single exon. The coding region runs from base 1 to 921 and encodes 306 amino acids.